CUGGACAUUCUUGGAAAUCAAAAUUGUACACAGUCUUAUGAUAAAACGGUUUCAAACUUGAAUUUCCGUGUAAAAUCUGUAGGAACACGUUGUCCUAUUGAUUGGUAUAGGAAUGGCGAUGCUUGUUAUCUGAUACUUCACGAAAAGAGAACAUGGUUUCAGGCAAGAGAUUUCUGCCGAAGCCAUGGAUCUGAUCUGGUUAGUUUACAUAGUAAAACUGAAGUUGAUACGCUUCCGAAUAACCAAUUAAAAGACGAACCGUAUUGGAUAGGAUUAAACGAAAUUGAUCAUAAAGGUACAUUUAAAUGGAGCGACGGGACGCCGCUUGAUUAUGCAAAUUGGAACACAUACGAACCAAACCAUUGGAACAACUUUGAACAUUGUGUUGAAAUGGAGCACUUCUCUCACAGAAAAUGGAAUGAUGGCAAUUGCUAUAUUUCACAAAGUUUUAUUUGUAAAUUGAGUCUUACUGACAAAUGUGGGAACGACAAUUGGUAUCUACACAAUGGAUCGUGUUACCUAUUUAAUCCGUCUGAUGACACGAAGUUGUCAUGGAUUGCUGCUCGUCAAUUAUGUCUACAAAAGGGUGCAGAUUUAAUCAGCAUUUGUUCGAGUAAUGAAUUAUCAUUUGUUCUGAGUCAAGCUUUUCAAUUAUCUACAUCAGUCAAAUGGAUAGGUCUAAAUGAUUUCGCGUUGAUCGGCAAAUAUAAAUGGCUUGAUGGAACUGUUUCGAAAAAUCUAACGUGGGCUCAUAGAGAACCAAGCGAUGAUCAACAUUAUUGUGUCUACUUUGGAAGACUUGGUAAUAUUUAUGAAUUGCUUGAAUUACAUUGUUUAGAAAUGUACCCUUUUGGGGAUUUUCAGAAAACAAUUUUACUUGCAUUUUGGCUUAACUUUGCUUUUACAAAAUUUAAGCUUGUAAAUUAUUUUUAAAUGUU
Mytilus californianus (California mussel) is the source of this 938-nucleotide messenger RNA. Its product is annotated as macrophage mannose receptor 1-like. The record is from RefSeq and is a predicted model, not a curated record. The transcript has a single exon. The annotation marks the transcript as partial. NCBI's taxonomy places the organism in Eukaryota, Metazoa, Mollusca, Bivalvia, Mytilida, Mytilidae. Gene Ontology annotation, molecular function: signaling receptor activity.